Molecule: messenger RNA, 1864 nt
Organism: Truncatella angustata
Lineage: Eukaryota; Fungi; Ascomycota; Sordariomycetes; Amphisphaeriales; Sporocadaceae
Exons: 2
Coding region: 216-1781 (521 amino acids)
Biological process (GO): regulation of transcription by RNA polymerase II; chromatin remodeling
Cellular component (GO): SAGA-type complex; nucleus
Molecular function (GO): transcription coactivator activity; chromatin binding; zinc ion binding
Source: RefSeq, a predicted model, not a curated record
AACUGGACCUCAAAGACAGCGAGACUCAUCAAAACAAGUCACUAUAACCUCGAACUGCAUCCCACGACGCGCAUCUCCCGGUCGGCAUCACUUAGCGCCACCUCAUGCGACACAAUCAAAGGCGACACUUGCUAGGAUCGGGCUGUCCAAAGCUGGGUCUUGACUUUCCAUCUCCGUCACCUGUGGCUCCAUAGUACCACGUCGCACUGGUCCAGAUGGGUGUCAUUCGGAAGAAGACAGCGACCAGAGGAGGUGAAGGAGGAGUCAAGUAUGUCUGCGACGUGUGUUCGGCAGACAUUACGUCAACAGUCCGGAUAAGAUGCGCGCAUCCAGAUUGCAAGGAGUUUGACCUUUGCGUUCAAUGCUUCUCAAGCGGAGCCUCGAGUGCUUCCCAUCAACCAACAACACAUCCCUACAAAGUGAUUGAGCAGAACUCUAUACCGAUUUUCGACUCGGAUUGGGGAGCCGACGAGGAGCUCCUUCUGAUAGAGGGAUGCGAAAUAUAUGGGCUUGGAUCUUGGGCUGAUAUUGCCGAUCAUAUCGGUGGUUAUCGCACCAAAGACGAGGUCAGAGACCACUACAUCAAGGCCUACGUAGAAUCGCCAUGCUUUCCGCUGCCGAAACGGUGCCGUCCUACCGAUGUGGAGCUCUCCCAGGAGGUCUCGCGGGAAGAGUUCCAAGCACGGAAGAAGAGGAGGAUCGAAGAACGACGCGAUGCACAAAAGAACGCAGCGCCGAUGCCCCCCAAGACCAAACCAACGGCUAGUGUCCCAUCAUGUCACGAAAUCCAAGGCUACAUGCCAGGUCGUUUGGAAUUCGAGACUGAGUAUGCCAACGAGGCUGAAGAGGCUGUCCAGCUUAUGCAGUUCGAUCCUGGCGAUGGCAUCAAUCCAAGAACCGGCGAGCUCGAGCCGGAGAUGGAACUCAAGUUGACCGUCAUGGAUAUCUACAACGCUCGUUUGACGCAGCGUGUAGAGCGCAAGAAGGUCAUAUUCGAGCAUAACCUUCUCGAUUACCGUGUCAAUAGUAAAAUCGAGAAGAACAGGACCAAGGAGGAACGUGAUGUCCUGAACAAGGCAAAACCUUUUGCUAGGAUGAUGAACCACGAUGAUUUUGAAUCAUUGUCUCAGGGAUUGCUCGACGAACUCAACCUCCGCCAAGCUAUUACUCAGCUACAGGAAUGGAGGAACCUUAGAAUUGGUGAUCUCCGUAGUGGAGAGAAGUACGAGAAUGAUAAGGCUGCGCGGAUACAAAAGUCAAUACCAAUGGGCUCAAUGGAUCGAGAGCGCCUAGCCACUCAACAGCGCUCGAAACAGAGCACCCAACCAGAACCUCCUAGUGGGGCUGCUUUGCUUGUUGCGCCUGAACUGCCUAUACGCAUGGCCAACAACAGCCAAAACACUACUAAUGGAGAAGCUAAAGCGCUAGCCAAUGGCCAUAUCGAUGGUGCCACGAAUGGUGACGCAGCCAAUGGCACUUCAACACCUGCAAAGCAGCGCUUCGUAUCGCAGCCGAUUUCGGGCGUUACGCCCCUGAACUUGUCACAAGACAACGCGCCGGACAUUCAUCUGCUUACGCCAGAGGAGGUUGAGCUUUGCAAAGUAUCUCGCCUCCAGCCAAAGCCAUAUUUAAUGAUCAAGGAGCAAGUUCUCAAAGAGGCGUUGAAGGGCAAUGGCACACUCAAAAAGAAGCAGGUGAAGGAGAUCUGCAGGCUAGAUGGCCAGAAGGGUGGAAGAAUAUUUGAUUUCUUUAUUAACUCUGGCUGGAUUGGCAAAGCUUAGAGAGCUUGACUCAUGGGAUUGACGCAGCGAAUAUACCAACUUGAAUGAAUAAAGAUAAUAUGUACCACAAACAUCGGACGUCA